AUGUUCAAGUUCUUGUUCGUCUUCAAAGCCACCAAACUGGAUGCCAUUCUGAGGUGUUGGUUUGGUCAACACUGUGAAUCCAAAAAAUCAUAUUUUCCACGCGCUAACAUACAUGAACUGCUCACUCCCGACAUUCUCCACCAAAUAAUUAAAGGAAUAUUCAAAGAUCAUAUUGUGGCUUGGGUGGGUGAGUAUUUCCUUAUCACCUAUGGAGAAAAAAAGGCAGAGCAAAUAUGGGCAGAUAUUGAUCGCCGCAUAGCUGCAGUGCCUUCAUUUCUGGGCCUAUUCAAACAAUGGACAGGCGAUGACUCAAAGGCUUUAAUGAAGAUCUUUUUACCAGCCAUCGUGGGACAUGUUCCUGAGAGAAUGCUUCAAGCGAUCUGCUACUUCCUUGACUUCUGCUAUGUAGUCCGUCGCUCGAGUCUUGCCGAAGCCGAUCUAGAUUCUUUGCAAACAACUCUUGAGGGCUCUCACAAUGAAUGUACUGUCUUCAUGGAUGUUGGUGUCUGUCCCAAUGGAAUAUCUCUACCCCAACAACAUUCUUUAUGCCAUUACAGUUAUCUGACACAGCAGUUUGGCACUCCUAAUGGAUUAUGCUCUUCUCUCACAGAGUCAAAGUACUGUAAGGUAGUAAAGGAACCUUGGCGACGCUUGAGUGGCUGGCUACCUCUCGGGAAGUUUGCCAUAGGUCUGCUUGACCACCCUUUACUCCCACCUGGUGUUGAGCCAAUUAAUCUGGAUACAAAUCAUUCUGACAUGGAGGAUGCUGUUGCAGAUGAGGGUGUGUCCAGUUACCUCCGACGUGCCCGAGAAAUUGGUGAAAUGAUUGGCACACCUUCCUUUCGUAACCUUAUACGCCAAUUUCUACAUGAUCAGCGCAAUCCUGGUCACACUAUUCCGGGAUGUGACAUGGAUAUUUCACAAUGCCCGGAUUUCAAUGGGAAGGUGGAUAUUUUUCACUCUGCUGUAGCGUUGUUUUACGCUGCUAGCGACAUCUGUGGGGUCAAUGGCAUGAUCUGUUACACUAUCUGUGUUGCACGUAGUUGGUGUGGUGUGGAAUAUUCUUGUGCACUUGUUCGCUGGUUUUCAACCAUUGGCGAUCAACCAUGCCCUAACACAGAACUUGACGAUUGUAGAGAAUGCCUUCUUUCUGUUUUUCUUGAUUGUGAUUUGACACAUACAGAUUCUUUGAUUGCAUUUCAAGCUUUCUAUGUUAACAGAUUUUUGGAUUAUCAUGCUUUUAAGAUCUCAUUCUCAAAAAUUGUAGUAUGA
Molecule: messenger RNA, 1272 nt
Organism: Suillus fuscotomentosus
Lineage: Eukaryota; Fungi; Basidiomycota; Agaricomycetes; Boletales; Suillaceae
Exons: 11
Coding region: 1-1272 (423 amino acids)
Source: RefSeq, a predicted model, not a curated record